UGCCUGAAUCUCUGCGUCGUAGCUCGAAGAGGCAUGAAGGGACGUGUGGAAGGCGGUGAUAAGGGCGCCGCUGUGGUCCCAGAUCAAACCUCCUCCUUCGGAAACUCCGGUCUGGUGAUCGAAAGAACCAUCAGUGUUCAGGUUGACCCAAGGAGAAUCGGGUCGAAGCCAAACAACAGCUCUGGGUCGAAGGGGCCGAACAGGCGCAGGUGGAGCCACCAUGUAGCGGUGUGGUGGCGUGCAGCCUGUCCAGUCUCGGGCAGUGAGCCUGCCCAAAGAU
This is a messenger RNA of Striga hermonthica, 280 nucleotides long. Lineage: Eukaryota; Viridiplantae; Streptophyta; Magnoliopsida; Lamiales; Orobanchaceae. The record is from the annotation of a GenBank genome assembly.